AUGGACGACCCGGAACACUCGUCACAGACUUCCAUGAUGUACCAGGUGGUUGGGAUGCUGCUUCUGUGCGUCAUCUUCCUCAUCGUGUGGCUCUUUGCCUGUCGUCGGAAUCGCCACUUGAUUGACAUGGAAACGCCGCUGCUCUCGGGGGAGUCAGUCGACCAUCGAAUCGACGCGGCGACUCGAGAAGCCGAAGCGGGGUUCAGUGUCUGUGCAAGUUGCGAUUUUGAGAACUUCAAGCGCUUUGAGUACUGCGUGCUCUGUGGCGAUAAGCUCCUGUCUUUGUCAAUCACCACGGAUGAAGACGGGAGUACCGAUGACUGUGACCGGAGUCCGUAUCCUUUCGAUACGGACCAGGAACGGCGAGAAUCCUUGAUCACUUCGCCAACAGCAAAUCGAGGCACGAUAGGUCAUUUGCUAUCGCCCCGGUCGAGGAAACUGUCGUCGUUGACUCGACAGCAACGUCGGGCGAGGAACCGUCGAGAGUGGAGCCGGAAACUUGACGUGGAAGGAAACCUCUUUUGGUAUCGCAGUGGAGGGAGUGACUUGCCAGUGAGUACGGAGGUGAACGCGCUCAUGCCUGGAUAUACUUUGUCGUUCAAGAUUCCAGAGCACAAGGACUUGAAAGUGGAAGAAAAGCAUGCAGCUGAAGCAAACAAUGAUGAAGAGGAGGUGGAGCAAUGGCAGCAGGAAGAUGACGAGGAUCUAGUGAUGAUGGAUGUGGUAACUGAAGCAGUAGAGACGGAGGAGACGCUGCAGGAGAUGCGAGACAAGUUUUUUGAAAAGCUCGCGCUGCUUACAGGUGUCGAGGCGGAACUUACCGAGGCCUCAGCUUCCCAACCCGCGGAAUUCUCGACUGGCAAGUCGACGCUUGUCGAUGCUGGUCCGGAGCGACGGAAAGAGAUUGUGGCUUUAGCAGCGAGUGACUUUCCGUCCAAAUACGCGCAUUUUGUCGUUAGCACGGCGUCACUCAUUGUGCCUGCCGAAGUGGAGUUUCUGAAGUUGUCAGUGCACCGUGACUACAUGCUCGAGGAGUCUCUGGACCACAUGGUUUGUAUCCAGCCGAGAAAUUUGCGCUCGUUCAUGCGCAUCAACUUCUUGGACGAGAGUGGCGUGGAUGCUGGAGGUGUGCAUCGCGAAUGGUUCAUGCUGGUGAAUGAGCUGCUGGUUUCGCCGACACUGCGGCUUUUUACUUGCACGAACAAGGCCGACCAGAGCUACUUUUUCAAUCCACAGUCCCGCGCCGAAGUGGGUGAGGACCACCUUGCCUGCUACUUUGCCACCGGACGGUUGAUUGGCCGGGCACUAUUGGAGGGUGGAAUUUGGGGAUUCCACCUCGCACUUCCGUUGCUGAAGGUGAUCUUGGGCGUGCCAGUGACUUUCGCUGACAUGGAGUUUCUCGACCCAGAAACGUACCGCAGUCUGCGGUGGCUAAUGGACAACGACGGUGUAGAAGAUCUCGAGCUCGAUUUUAGUCUCAUUGAGGUGGUACAUGGAUCGGAGAAGGUGGUGGUGGACCUGGUCCCAAACGGCCGUCACUUGGUCGUCACAGAUGCAAACAAGCGCGAGUACUUGGACCGUCGCUUCCGGUACGCGCUGUUUGAGAGCGUGGCAGAUCAGAUGUACGCGUUCUUAUCAGGUCUAUACGAAGUCAUUCCUCGCGACAUGUUGCUUCUCUUUGACCCAGAAGAGUUUGACUAUCUCCUCUGUGGAUCUCCCGAAAUUGAUGUCACGGAUUGGGAGGCUCACACUGUUUUAACUCCGAACCUCGAGAACGCUAGCCUGACCCGUUGGUUCUGGGAGAUUGUCCGUCAAAUGCCCAAUGAAUACCGCCGGCGCCUUUUGCUGUUUGCAACAGGAUCUGCAUGCGUGCCGCUGUCUGGAUUCCGUGGCCUCACCAGCUACGAUGGCCGAUUGUGUCCUUUCAACCUCAAGGGCGUGUCGUACCAAGUGACUCAGUACAUAUCCAGUCAUGCGUGCUUCAACCGUCUGGAUUUGCCGCUGUAUCACAACAAGAAAGAGCUGAAGAGCAUGUUGUACGCUACAUUGGACACCGACCUUACGGGGUUCACAACAGCAUGA
Molecule: messenger RNA, 2082 nt
Organism: Peronospora matthiolae
Lineage: Eukaryota; Oomycota; Peronosporomycetes; Peronosporales; Peronosporaceae
Source: the annotation of a GenBank genome assembly